Messenger RNA from Cyclocybe aegerita, 714 nucleotides. The record is from the annotation of a GenBank genome assembly. NCBI's taxonomy places the organism in Eukaryota, Fungi, Basidiomycota, Agaricomycetes, Agaricales, Hemipholiotaceae.
AUGAUUACAGCCCUCCUCCGGAUUCCCCUGGCCUUUGUCGCCAUGCUCGGGUUCCAAAAAGCGACGACACCUCCACACGAUCCGCCAUCCACAAACGAGGGUGCGCCAUCGACGAGUUUGGAGGUCGUCCUCAAGCAGAGAGCAGGGCCGCUGCUCGUCAGGAGCGUGUGCUGGGCCGGAGCGUUCGCUGAGUCGGCCGUCAUACUGGCCUCGCACUUUCCAGACUGGGCCAUCUCCUCGUACAUUCUGUCCAGUCUCGCUCCCACUGGACACCCGGAAAGGAUCAGGAAUACAGGUUUAUUCUUUCUAGGCGUCUUCAUGACCAGCCUUGGGGGAUACGUCAGGCUGUCGUGCUAUCGCGCCCUGGGUCGACUCUUCACCUUUGAGAUGAGCAUCCGCAAGAAUCACCAACUCAUCACAGAUGGGCCCUAUGCAGUCGUACGGCACCCCGGGUACUCGGGCAUUCUUUUGACGGUCACUGGCAUUGUUUUUUGGCAUGUAAGCGAGGGUUCCUGGGCACGAGAAUGCGGCAUCUUCUACACCAAGCUGGGGCUGGUGUCAGCCUUGGUGUACUUGGGGCUAGUAUCAACAAUAGUAACCGGAUUGCUGUCGCGCAUGUCAAAGGAGGACGAAGCGCUGAAGAAGACGUUUGGGGCCGAGUGGGAUGACUGGGCCACGAAAGUGCGCUAUAUGCUCAUCCCAGGGGUUUAUUGA